Dermacentor andersoni is the source of this 1554-nucleotide messenger RNA. Its product is annotated as trypsin-like. The record is from RefSeq and is a predicted model, not a curated record. Gene Ontology annotation, biological process: proteolysis. Gene Ontology annotation, molecular function: serine-type endopeptidase activity. NCBI's taxonomy places the organism in Eukaryota, Metazoa, Arthropoda, Arachnida, Ixodida, Ixodidae.
UGAGUUUUUCUGAAAUGCAAGUACCUUUCAGAGUAAAAUUAAGGGCAAAGCCCCACAUACGUCUGAUUCAGUUAUGCUUUGAAAAUGUCGGUAGUCGAGGAAAGGAAAAACGUUGCAUUUGUUAUACAUGUUCUCGCAAUAUUCAACUUAGGCAUGGUCGUCUGCAAUAAAAUCAAUAGCCCCGGGUGCGGAGUAUCUAAGCCCGUGGUUGCCAGGAUAAUUGGCGGUACAAAAAUUGAGAGGACACAAAUUCCCUGGAUGGUGCAACUAGAAGUGACCUACCGAUGGAAUGUCACUGCCUUCGUCAGCAUGUCAUGCGGUGGCAGCAUCAUAUCCCCAAGCUUCAUACUGACUGCUGCGCAUUGUGUUCAUUACGUGAACGCUCGUCCUAUUUUUGCGCGGGCCUUUUACAACACCACGGAAGCUAGUCAUGGCCCGUACGUGUGGGUUGAAGAUAUGAUCCAUCAUCCAAUGUUUCAGUGGACGACGUUAAGGAAUGAUAUCGCCCUCAUCAAAGUGGAGAAACCGCUGAGUUUUGACGACCAUGUGAAGCCAGUUUGCCUGCCUCAUAAACGGAUGCACCUGGACGGAGAACGAGGCAUGGUUUCUGGCUGGGGCCUUACAGCAGAAAAUGGCACUGCAUCCCAUGUCUUAAUGUACGUAUUUAAAAGGAUCCUGUCAAUUGAAGAGUGCAAGUUGUUCUUGGAAUUACCUGAACAGACAGAAGCUCUGAAAAAGGACAAUAUAUUGUGCGCCAUGAUGCCUGGCAAAGGCAGCUGUCAAGGCGACUCGGGCGGCCCCCUUACAGUGAUGUCGAUGAACAGACGAUCAGUGCAAGUCGGCAUCGUCUCUUAUGGCAGGGGAUGUGGCAGGUCUAAUGAGCCGGGUAUAUACGCACGUGUCGAUAACUACGUAAGCUGGAUACGGCAGGUGAUGCGGAGCUCAAGACGUCCUCGCUGGCGGCUGCCAACGGUGAUGGAAAUGUUAUUGCAAUAUGUGAUUUCGCUAGGCUGACGAUAUAGCCAAUCCCUGAAGAUAACAUUCUCUUUCGUGCACUUUGUUUGUUGUUACGCUUGGAGUGAAACCAAGGAUUUACACCGUGUCUAGCACAACUUCAUUCUAAAACUUCGUAUCCUGCCCACAGACGCGCCGUCUUCGGUAAGUCGUCAGACAAUAAAGCAACCAUAUUGACCCCAACAUAAAAAAAGAAAGCUACUUCGAAGAUGCAUACCUAUCGGAACAGCUCACACAUUAAAGACAGCGAAGCUGUAACUGCAAUUCUGACACCCUUCGGAACUAUUACAAUAAUAUUUUCCCCUGCCAAAAAAUCUGCGCAGACCUUUGAGUACGCUGCACUAGAUCGGGUACCAUUCUUUCGCUCUACCCCAGCACUUCUACAUGCUCCACAACAUCUUUCCCUUACAGUUACAUAAAAAUGCAGUAGGCCAUGAAUGCAUUUGUAUGAACGAAUAAUAAACUUAUUGUGAACUAAAAACCACCGACGAGAUGCCUAAAUUUUUUUGUCAGUUUAUGCCCUUUCUACCUGACCUCCAU